Messenger RNA from Photinus pyralis (common eastern firefly), 1655 nucleotides. RefSeq lists its product as uncharacterized. The record is from RefSeq and is a predicted model, not a curated record. Lineage: Eukaryota; Metazoa; Arthropoda; Insecta; Coleoptera; Lampyridae. The transcript has 2 exons. Bases 301 to 657 code for a protein of 118 amino acids.
UGUUUUCAAUAUAUUCGUACUAACCUAAUUUGUACUGUAUUUUAUACAUAAAGGUGAGCGUAACGGUAUGCGCUCAUUAAAAAACGAUAUAUUUAAGUAUUUAUAAUGCAAUAAGACUUAGAAAACUCAUUAAAACCAACAAUUUCAAAGGGAAAUCUAAACGCAAUUUCAUUGGUCAAUGCGAUGUGACGUCUCACCGUAUAUAAAUGGCGGAUUGUUUACCUUUUCACCUUGGUAGAUAGUGUUGUGUCGUAUGUUUAAAUUAUAUUGCGGGAUUGUUUCGUGGAUUAUAAACUUGAAAUGUCUUCAGAGAACUUUGUGAAAGCGUCCUCAAACAAUUUGCCAUCCGUAGACAUUUUUAUGGUGAUGGAAUUUAUAAAAGAAGAUGAUCGUUUUAAUGCAGCUGAAUUCAGAAAUGUGAAGGCAACAACAGCAACUCGUGAGGCAUAUGGUGAUAACGCCAUUGGAUAUGUGGAAUUGAAGAGGGAGGGCCCUUUGUGCACUUUACAGUGCAAAAUAUGCCCAGAACACAGAGUCCGUUCGAAGAAUUAUGCCGUAUCUUUAAUUGUCGAUGAGGAGGAAGAAAAAAUAGUAAAUGUAAUCUGCAAAGAUUGUGCGGCUGCGGCAGGUAAUUUGUUAUCUAUAAAAUUAUGCUGAGUAGCUCUUUAAUAACAAUUUUUAUAGGCCAUACAUUUUUAAACAUGCACAAUGUUAGGUAGUCAUUGAUAGUAAUAAAAACAAUCUAUAUAAACAUAAAUUCACUGCAGAAAACAAAUCAAAACCGUAGAACGCGUGCUGUUUAUAAUGACAGUUCCAGUGUUUACAUGCACUGUGACGUAGUUGAGAACAGGUGACCGUACAAACGCGCGGCUGUCCGUUUACGCGGCAAAUUUCUGAUUUCGAAUUUUAUUUUGAAAUUACUCGAAAAUGAAGGCUCGGAUAUUUUUUUAAAAUGUGUAGCUCGUUUAUACGGCCAAUGGGCUUUCGUUUUGUCCAGUUUUUAAAAAAUGUGAAAACACCCUAUUGACACAUACCCGCUACGCUCAUGUGUCAAACUUUGUACAUGAAAAACUCACAUUUUCCUCUGUAGUUGUACCUAUCUUUAUAUCAUUUGAAAAUAAAACAAGAACUCCUGGUUCGUGAACCUUGAAACGUGAAAACCUUUCAGAAUAUAUUAAUUUAUUUUAGUUUUGAGCAGGUUUUGUGGAAGCAAAGUGAAAUGUUAAAUAGUUAUCCUCGUCUCUGUAGCAAAACAAGAUUUAUAACCACACCUAAUUUAAGGGCAAUAGUAGGAAGGGUUGUCACAUAUUUUUCUCUGACAGGUUUACCACUUUAACCUUCACUUAGAAGUGUGGGUCUCAAUGAAUAUACCAACAAAGCGAGUGUUUUAAAUAAAAAAAAUGCUUAUUACAAUAAUCGUACCUAUAGAUGGACCUAUUUUGAUUAUACAGGAUGAGGAUUAAGUUAAAUGGCCUCUGUUUAGCUGCAAGAAAUGCGCUAACAUGUGGUCUUUUAAAAAUCGAUAGAUUUCAGUUUUUCUUAAUAAUUCCUAAUCAUAUUUGAAAUGUUAAAUUUCCUGUACCGAAUUGUUUUAAUUACCUAUCUAUAGUAUACAUAUCAGAUCUGUUACAAAAAGUAAUUGCUGAAAUAAACGG